Messenger RNA from Amyelois transitella, 2105 nucleotides. RefSeq lists its product as uncharacterized. The coding region runs from base 1211 to 1915 and encodes 234 amino acids. The transcript has 4 exons. Gene Ontology annotation, molecular function: N-acetyltransferase activity. The record is from RefSeq and is a predicted model, not a curated record. Lineage: Eukaryota; Metazoa; Arthropoda; Insecta; Lepidoptera; Pyralidae.
UUAUAAAAGCUUAUAAACCAUUUAAUUUAAAUUAUUAUACUAUAUAAACUUCACAUCAACUUUCAUUAACUUAAAAAGAAUUUGGAGUUUUCGAAAUAUAUAGCCAUACAUACAUACAUACAUACAUAUAGUCACGUCUAUAUCCCUUGCGGGGUAGACAGAGCCAAUAGUCCCGAAAAGACUGAAUGGCCACAUUCAGCUGCUCUGCUUAAUGAUGGAAUUGAGAUCCAAAUAGUGACAGGUUGCAAGCCCAUCGCCUAAAAAAAGGAUCGCAAUUUUAUAAGCCCAUCCUUAGUCGUCUUUUACGACAUCCAUAGGAAAGAGAUGGAGUGGUCCUAUUCUUUUUCGUAUUGGUGCCGGGAACCACACGGCAUACCAUUAUAUUAUACGAAAAAUACGAAGUAAGAGUAAAAUUCAUGAAUCCUUUAUUAUAACGAAUUAUAAUUCCAUAAAUAAUUAUGACGAUGGUAAAUUAAACGUAGGUAACUUUGUUGCUACCGCAAUAAUAAUCUAGUUUGAGUUAACUGGAAUAUGAUAUCAUAUCCGAUAACUGUUAUCUUAUCGAUUAUUAAAUUACCUCUGUUUAUAAAUAUUUACUGCAAUCAAAACUACUGAUAAACAAUAGAAAUGUUUAUAUAAAUAUCUUGAUAUAGAAACUUCAAAAUAAAAUUGAAUAUUAACUGUUGCACUCUUGACGUUCUAAGAUCAAUAAUUCUGCACGUCAGUCUCUCUCUUUUUGGUGAUUCCUAUGGAAAUCCAAAUUAUAGUUUAACAGCCAGAUACUAAGGGCUAAGAGAUUAUAAUAUCUUAUAUCUUAUUAAUAACAUAGAAUAAGACAAAAUGGACACCUCCAUCCAGUACUUCACUCUGCAGACGCCGCUGUUCAUGAAGUCAAGCCCCAAAGAGUUAGCAACUUAACCUUUCAAUGCGCUUAACUGUAAUGGAGUACAUCUUCUCCUAACGUGUUAAUAGAGUAAAGGCAUCUAAUAGGGAUGUCGUAAUUAUCAUAAUGCAGCAUAAGUGCAAAACACCAAUGAUCAAAAUAAGCCUUUCAUGAGUUUAUUUGAACAAAUUAGACCUAACGUAACGCAAACUGAUAAGGCAGUGUAAUCUGCUGUCGUUAAUUACGGAAAAUGUAAAUAAUUUUAUCAUAAGGAAAUAUUGUUAUCGUCAAACUGUUAGACUAGUAUCUUAUUAGUCAUUGAAUGAGAUGGAUCUUAGAGUAUGGAGUGAAUUUCGAUACACGAAUGGAGAUGGGUCAGUUACAAAGUUCAGAGUACAAGAUUGUUCAAAAAAUGGAAUGGAUGACGUCGUUGAUUUAUAUUCAAAUUUUUUUUUGAGAGAUGAGAGUCUUCAAAAACUUGCAGGAAUCCAUAAUAGUGAUGAUGCACAAAAAGAAUGCAUUGGACUAGUUAAAGGGAUAUUAAAUGACGAAAAUGUUCAUAUAGCGAUUUGCGUCAAGGCGGAAUAUGGUUCAAAUGGUAAAGUAAUUGGUGCAUCUGGCAUGAAAUUAAACUCAAACCUUAAUGACAAGCUACCAGAUAUAACGCCUCGGACUAGUGAAGUGCGUAAAUUAUUUGAAUUACUUGAUGGUAUGAAGUCGAUGUUCGAUGUACCUAAAAAUUAUGCCGUUGAUAAAUACUACCACGGUCGAGGUAUUAUAGUGCACCCUGAUUACCGAGGCCGUGGAGUUGGGAAUGCACUCGUUCAAUCAAGACGCAAAAUAUGUAAAGCAAACGGUGUUCCCAUAACGAGUGCAUGGAUGACGUCAAUUGGUACCCAAAAAGCGGCCCAGAGAAGCGGUUGGGAGACUGCCCACGAAAUUAAUACUCGGGAAUUCGCUAAAAAAUUCAACGUACCAUUAUAUGAUGGUAUAGCUCCAACUUUUAAACUGAUGGUUGGUAAAGCAGAAUGAGCAGACACCGAUAUCAACUGUUAUUCAGAUUUAUAUGUUCAGUGAAAUAUGUAUAAAAAUUAGUUAUUUGGGUAGGUACUUACUUGUUUUUAGGAAAAUUCUAUUCUGUUCGGAGUAUUGGUCAGACUGUUUUUGUUUCCUUAUACAAUGUCUUAAUUCAAGUUUCAAUAAAUAAUAUCAAUUAUUUUUA